Messenger RNA from Besnoitia besnoiti, 3978 nucleotides. RefSeq lists its product as uncharacterized. The record is from RefSeq and is a predicted model, not a curated record. Lineage: Eukaryota; Apicomplexa; Conoidasida; Eucoccidiorida; Sarcocystidae. The coding region runs from base 1 to 3978 and encodes 1325 amino acids. The transcript is spliced from 3 exons.
AUGAAGCGCGACGACCCCCCCGCGGCGUGUGAAGGGCUUUGCGGCUCCAGCCGCGCCCUCCCCCCGCCGGCUGCGCCUCCUGUCUCCGGCGCCCCUCCGGCGCGGAACGGGCUCGACAGCGACAAGCGGGGGGGCGACGAGGCCCGCGCCGCUGUCGUGCGCGCCUUGGUUGAGCAGGUGCAUCUGAAUGGAGGCUUCUGCGCGGGAGCGGGCUUGAGUGGAGCCAAGCAAGAGCUUGGAAACCCGUCUGCGCUCUCUGCGCCGCCGCCUGCCCCACGCGUGAAUGGCGAUCGUGCGACAGCGGGGCUUCUGUCGGGCCUGCCGAAUGGCGCGUCGGCGCUGCGGCCGCAUGUGGGCGCGGCGACGCGCAGCGAGGCGCACGCGCCUGCCUCGGCGGCGCAGCUCGCGGCGGGAGGCAGCAGCCAGGGGGCGGAGCCGGCCCCAGGAGCUCUUGUGGGCGCGUCGAACGCUUCCGUGGUCUCCGCAGAAGGUCGGUCUUCGUCAUCCGAGCAGGAGCCCUCGCGGCUGAGCGUCGCGUCGGCGGCCGCGCGCCCACCCGACCGAGUCCCCCGCCUCGGCAGCGCCGCGUCUCCGCCGACCGCGGAGGAGGAGGCGUCUGCCUCUUCGGCUCACCCGGCGCAAAAUCUCCCAGGCUCUGCACCUUCGUCUGUGCCUGCUGCUUCCGCGGGCGUCGCCUCCUCGUCUCUGCCUCCAUUCGUCUUUCCUCUGUAUCCGUACGUGCCGCCGGCGCAUCUUCUGCAGCCGACGCGCUGCCAGCCUGCACUGCUCCCUCUCAGCCUUCUCCACUCUCUCUCCGUUCCUUCUCUCCUCGCGCCGCCGGCGGCUGUGGGUGGAGCCGCGCAGGCGCCGCCCGGCGCCGCAGCCGCGCUGCCUCGGCAGUCUCCACGGCCGCCUGCUUCUUCUGUCGCCGCGUCCGCGCCUUCGUCCUCUUCGCCUGCUUCUCAGGUGUCUGCGGUGCCCUCUGUCGCGCCUCCCCUGAACUGUGCGUCUGUCGCGUUUCCACUGCUCUAUCCGCACCUGGCGGCGGCGCGGCGGCUGCCGCCUCUCUCGUCUCUGCCUGCCUCUGCGCCGGCGAACGCACCCGCUCUGCGUUCCCAGUUCUCCGAACUCCUCAGACACCUGCCCGCCUCGUCGCUGGCCUCCCUCGCGGCGCGCGCGGGCAAGGCCGCGGCGCCUCUUGUCUCUGGGACCGCGCGGGGCCCCGCGGCCGCGGCCCUCGACGGAGACAAGGCCCUUCUCGCCACGUCGCUGCCCGCCUCUCUCGCGGCGGGCGCAUCAAAUAAAGCAGUCGCCGCCCCAGGCUGUUCUCCGCUUGCAGCGCCUCCUGCGGAGGCGGCGGCCGCGCGCCUGCCGCUCGCCGCGGCUGUGCCCCAGUCUGCGGCGUUAGCGUCUUCGCUGGCGAGCGCGGUCUCCGCGCCGGCGGCCGCUGCCGGCUGGUACGCGGCGCGGUAUGGACCUGGCGGCGGCGUCUGCGGGGCGGUGUGUGCGUAUGAGCGGAACUACAAGGCAGUGCCGACGGCGCUGAAGAAUCUCGAGACGUUUUGCGCAGAGCGAAGGCGGCGCGUGCGCGAGAGCUUCCUGCAAGACCGAAGGGAGGUGCUCAAGGAUACUGCCCGCAUGGUUCAGCCCUUCCGCGUAGUUAAGACGAUCAAAAUCGUCGAGAAACGCCUUAAGCGCAUCCCAGUCGCCCCGCGCACUCGCGGCGCGCCUCGGGCCCUGGAGGCUCCUGGCGCGGCCAGCAGCGGCAGCCCGAUGACGGACGAAGAAGCGCCGAAGCGCGAGGAAGCCACGACUCCAGAGGUCGGCGCAGAGGAAAAAACGGCGCGACAGCAGAGCGCGCCGUCUGCGCUGCGGAGACCGGAGGACGCCAGCAGCGACGUCAGUGCCCCGCCGCAGCACGGUAACCACAGCGCCGCGCACGAUCUCCCCCGAGGCGCGUCACCGGAGGCCGACGCGGCCGGAGAGGCGUCCCCCCGUGUUGAGGCGGAUGCGUGCCCUUCGAUAAGCACCUCGAAUGAGGAGAAAACAGAGGCCGAUGCCGAUGAGGCAGCUGACGACGACGAAGCUCGUCGCGGGGCUGCUUUGCCAGAUGAGGGCGCCGCAGAGGCUCCUGUCGCCGGCGCUGCGGAGGCGCAUGUGAGCGAGAGUGACGCGGAGGGGGCACGACCGCGGAAGCGGCAGGUCGAGUCGGUGGAAGAAGAGAGGGGGAGGGGCAAGAGAAGUCGACUCGGCCUCGAGAAAGAAGGCGGAGAGAGCGAGGAGACGCACUACGUCGUGGAAGAAGAACGGGUCUCGAUUGUCAAGCUUCAUAGCCUGAAGGAGGUUGUUGCGCACCUUCUCCCCUACCAUACGUACUACGUGCCUGAUCUCGAGGCGUUGGCUUCGCCCGCCGCAGAAGACGAAGAGGAGGCUGCGGCACGACGGGCGCGCAUCCUCAGCUUGAGCCGCCGCGUGCGGGACUUCACAGCGUGGAUGAAGAAUCCAGUGGCGGCUUUGCCUGCGUCUCCGCCGCAGGCCCCGGCCGUCGUCUCCUCUGCUUGCCCGCCGGUGGAGGCCGCGACGGCGGCCGAAGACCGGCAGCGGGGCGGCGAUGACCCCGAGCAGGCCUCUGGGGCUCGCAGCGAACCCGGCAAAAAACCCGAGCCGCGCGUCUUCCACGGGGGAAGAGAGAUCGAACUCAUGUCGUAUCUCUCGCUGCGAUCGGCGGUUGACGCAGUCUCGCUUUCGAUUCGCGCGACUAAAGUUGCGAUUCAGAACGCCUCCUCGCGGCCAGCGCCUGCGCUACAGGCGCCUCCCUCGGCGUCUUCGUCGGCGGCCGCAGCGGCUGGAGGGCCGGGCGCGGGCCUGCCUCCUGUCUCCGGCGAAGGGGCGGGGGCGCCCGCCUGGGGCGGGCCCGCGGGCGCGACCGCGUUGGGCGCCCCGGCGCCGCGGCUGCAGCCCAUCGGGGGGGAGGAGGCCUGUGGCUGGCCCUGCUCGCCGCGCUCUGGCCUGACCUCUGCAGACGACGUUUCAGAAGACAAGUCGGACUUGGAUUCCUCCCGCACGCGCGGGCGGUCUUCCACGGUUUCUUCCUCUUUAGGGCCCGCCAGCGUAGCCUCGUCCCUCGCGCCGGCCUCUCCAGGCGCGUACUUUUACGGCCUGCCCUCUGGGGCGCCACAGCCCAAGGGGGAGCGGAGUGCCCGCGGGAGCCCUGGGGCGCCGGCGGGGGGGCGCGUCCCCGCGGCGCCCGGUGCGUCGUUUUCUUCCUCGGCCUCCGCGGUCUCCAAUUCAUCCUUCGCCUCCUCGCCCGCAGGCAGUUCGAGGCUCUCCGCGACCUCGGGGCUGCCCCACGCCCCGCGGGAUCGCCCGGGGGGCGGCCGCAUUCGGCUCGCUGUCUCCGCGGCCGCAGCUGCGGCAGUCUCCGCCGGCGGCGCGCAGCCUCACGCCGCCGCGACCGCGUACGGCGCGCCGUUCCUGUCGGGGGCGGACUCCGCCCCGGGGGGUCCUUCGGCGGCAGGCGGCGAGGCGCGGCGGCACCACCGCCACCACGGGUCGGGGAGGGAGAAGAAGGACAAAAAGUCGAAGCGCGGUCGCCGGGGUUCGCACGACGGCUCCUCGACGCGCAGGGAAACCUCGAGUUCCCACCGCGGCGGGGAAGAGGCGGCUGCCUUCGGCCCGCGCGGGCCUCUCGGGGCCCCGCCGUACGCGCCCCCGCACAGCGCACUGGGGAGCGCGUACCCCCCGCCGGGGGCUGCGGGCUUCCCCGCCUCUGCGGGAUUCAACGGAGGAGGGAGAGCGGAGGACGCGGCGGGUGCGGUACCCCGCCAGGGCUUGUUCUCCUCGCUUCAUCAGGGACCUGCGGGCACAGCUGGCGGUGCGUUCCCCAGCGCCUAUCCGCCGCAGCGGGAAGGCGAGGGCGGAGGCGGCAGAGUGAGAAUCAAUAUCGGCAACGCCGAACUGUUUGCGAGGCGAGGCUGA